Molecule: messenger RNA, 3156 nt
Organism: Carcharodon carcharias (great white shark)
Lineage: Eukaryota; Metazoa; Chordata; Chondrichthyes; Lamniformes; Lamnidae
Product: Golgi-resident adenosine 3',5'-bisphosphate 3'-phosphatase-like
Exons: 5
Coding region: 100-1119 (339 amino acids)
Biological process (GO): phosphatidylinositol phosphate biosynthetic process
Cellular component (GO): endomembrane system
Molecular function (GO): 3'-nucleotidase activity
Source: RefSeq, a predicted model, not a curated record
UAAGGGAACUCGCUCGGUUGGCUGUCGGGUUGAGGAGAGGAAUGAAGAGGGCGGCUUAGGGAGAUUGUGAGGUCCGGGCAGCAGCAGCAGGAGAGGGACAUGGCUCCCAUAGGGGUGAGAGUGUCCCGGAGCCGGGUGCUGCUCUGCAUCUUGCUGCUCAGCGGCAUGAUCUAUUACCAGUGCUCCAGGUCUGUGAGAAACGCGGGAAGCCGGGUCGAUCUCCGCCAGCUCCUGUCUCUGGCCAUCAUCGCGGCGGAGGAAGGAGGCAAAGCGGUGAGAGCGGUGAGGGAGUCGGACUCGCUCGGCCAGAGAUCCAAAGGGAAAACCAAGGAAGGCGCCGAGGAGCUGGUGACGACCGGCGAUUUGCUGUCGCAUGGGAAGAUGAGCAGUUUGUUCAGCAACGCCUUCCCAGGCAUCAAGUUGAUUUCAGAGGAGCAUGAUAACUCCAAAGUAAACAAGAGCCUCACCUGGAAUUAUGAAAUCCCUAAUUUAAUCCAGGAAAGCAUUGGCAAGGCUAGGAUGGUAUCUACAAAAAGUGUAAUGGUAUGGAUUGAUCCAUUGGAUGCAACCCGGGAAUACACAGAGGACCUGAAUCACUUUGUAACCACUAUGGUGUGUGUGGCUGUAGACGGAAAGCCAGUUAUUGGUGUCAUACAUAAACCCUUUUCAAAAUACACAGCUUGGGCUAUGGUUGAUGGUGCAUCAAACAUUCAUCCACGGAAAGCCUACAAGGAAAAGACACCUACAGUAAUUGUCUCCAGAUCCCACGCAGGAGCAGUGAAGUCUUACUGCAAAGGAGCUUUUGGAAAUGACACUACCAUUAUCCCUGCAGGCGGAGCAGGAUACAAAGUACUUUCACUUUUGGAUACUGGAGAAGACACGCAACCUGAUAGUGCAGAUGUGUACAUCCAUGUGACCUUCAUUAAGAAGUGGGACAUUUGUGCUGGUGAUGCCAUACUGAAAGCUUUGGGAGGUCAGAUGACAACAAUUGAAGGAGAUGCCAUCGAUUACAGUGACUUUCCCUCCAAUAAUGGUGGACUUGUAGCAAGUAUUGGGAUAGAUCACCACGCUUUGCUUAAACGGUUACCUGAUCUCAAAAGCCUUGCUCCAAAAAUGUAGAUUUUAAAUAAACUGAGGGAAACAGGCUUCUCUCCAGUUGUGCUCAUUGUGAUAAACCUUUAAAGAUUCAUGAGCAGAACAUGUACAAAAUUUCACAAAUAAUGUGGAUGGAUUUCUUCCCCAAUGACUUGAAGAAAAAUCAACUCAGAGGUCUUCCAAAGCAGUUCCCACUGUUCAAAUGAUUGUAAAAAUUAAUAGCACCUCUGUGAUUUCCAAAAAACAUUGUUGUAAAAUGUGUACUCCCAUAGAACCAUGUUUAAUUGAUUGAUCCACACCCGUUUGAGCCUUCUUUUUGCAGACAGAAUUAUUGUUUAUGUGAGUUUGUCACUGAUUUUUAAAGUAAGUCUAUAUAUCAAUUAUUUACUGCUAAAGCAUUGUCCCCAAAAGGAAAAUUUCAGUGACUGUUUUCUUUAAUGUAUCAGUGCAAGAACUCACUGUGACGGAAUCAUUUCUCUGUGUGAUCGAACUUCUGAUAUCGCUUGGGUUUUCUGGGCAGGCGAUGUGCAGAGACUUGAUUGGUAGUGGGGUGAGACAGAAUUAGUGAACAAGUGGUCAGGGCUGUGUCACACAGAUCUUAGAACAUGGUUAAGGAGCAGAAUAAAUCACCUACUACCAUCUUGCCUGGGGAAUAAUGUGUAGCAUACCAAGUCCUGUGGGGACUGGUUAUCUGAACUCAAAGAGUGGGAGAAGUAUAUGACUCCCAAAGCGACAAUUGCCAGUAUAGUGAGUGUAGUUGGAAUUUAAUUUGCUGCUUUCUACAAAACUAUUGAUCAUGCCACAUUAAAUCCUAUACCAAUCCUCCUGCUGUAUUGAAAAUGCAUUGAUCUCUUCUGAAGACCAAUUUCAUUUACCUGAUUGUAGAUAUCGUAUUUUAUUGCCCUUGCAUAAAAUAUAAAAUACAAUUUUCCUAUAAAUCUCUGUUUUCUAAAAAUGUGGAUUUUUAAUAUUUCAGUUAGACCUGCAUUUAUUAAUGCCAUGCGGUGAAUGGGACCUCCUUUGAGCUGUAGCUGAUUGAUUUGCUUUAAAUUAGUCAGCUUGAACUUGAUGACCUCAAGUGUUGAUAGGAAUAGCAGAUGAAACAGUCAGUGUGAUUUGUUUUUAAAAAUCAAAAUCGCCUUUGGUAUCUAAAAGAAACUUCCCAAAAUAGAAGCAAACUUUUCAAUUGGGUUUUCCAAUUUCUUUUUUCAAAGUGAAUGGUGGUUUUGUUUGUAUAUAUUUUAAAAUAUUGUAUUAGGGUUUGAUUGUUUAGUGAUAGAUCAAAAUAGGACAAUUAGGAGGGAUAACUUCAAUACCCUUUAUAGAUUCAUAGAAGACUUUCUGUAUCAGGGUCACAGAGGAGCUUACUGUAUGUUCCAUAUGCUCUGCAAAAUAUAUCAGUACUUACAAUGUCACUUGUAUGAGUAACCUUCAGGGUGACUCCAUGAUGCAACACUCUCGGAGAAUACAUCUUAGAAAAUCAUUGCCACCUAGAUUUUUUAUCCAUUGAAUGACAGAAAAUCAGGAGUUGGGCACCCACUAUUUUCCAAGAGGCACAUGUUUUGAACACCAGAUUUCAGCACAAUCGUCAAAAUCAUGACGAUUUAUAGUAAUUACUGGAGAACUGGGGUAGCAUGUGUUAACUCUGAAAGCCCAAAGAAUGUCUUGUUUUAUUACUUGAUCUUGGUUCAUUCACUUUCCUUUUUUGUAAUUGACCAAUUUUAUUCCUUCAUCUGAGAUGACUUAGCUAUGAGUAUAGCAAUAUAAAGCUAAUUUGAAUCUGGGUCUUCCAGUUGCAUGCACAGCAUACCACAAAUUCUCCUCCUGCUCUAUUUAUUAAUAUAUCAAGAGGUGUCUAUCACUGGUGAAUAAUCAGCUUUAGGAGAUUCACAUGAUUGAACAUUAUUGAACUAGAUUCAUGAUUUUUAUUCAUUAUAGCAGAAGCUUGUUACCUUAUUUAAAGUUGUAUGUUGGAUUGUUGUAAUUGCACUCAUUAGUUUUUUUUUAGAGGUUGGGUAACUUGUUAAAUUUGGAAAAAUAGAAAAUAAAUAACUAGAAUAA